Nestor notabilis (Kea) is the source of this 1095-nucleotide messenger RNA. RefSeq names its product enkurin domain containing 1 (gene ENKD1). The transcript has 7 exons. Gene Ontology annotation, cellular component: cytoplasmic microtubule. NCBI's taxonomy places the organism in Eukaryota, Metazoa, Chordata, Aves, Psittaciformes, Psittacidae. The record is from RefSeq and is a predicted model, not a curated record. The coding region runs from base 1 to 1095 and encodes 364 amino acids.
AUGUGUGAAGGGCCAUCCAGGAUUUGUGGACCCAUUCCUCCAGACCCUACGCUCUUUCCAAACUAUUACAAACGCCCCUUCUCAGCUCGAGGGAGGCUGGAAGGGAAUGCUCUCAAUCUGGAUUUUACCUCUGACCCUCUGGAUCCAGUUCCUAACCCUUAUAGAGCCUGCCAGGUCCAACCAGCCCCUCGCAUUCGCCCCAGUGGAAGGGAAUUCCUGGCGAAGGGACGGAAGGGGAUGCUCAGUCUCUUACUGCAGCUCGAAGGGCUCUCCGUUGAUGGGAGGCUGCCAGUCGAGAAGAAAGAGUCCAAGGAUCAUGAGAAGGAAAAUGUAAGGCGAAUAAAGGAGAUUCAGAAGAAGUACAAAGAGAAGGAGCAAGCCCAAGAGCACAGCAAGCCCAAGCCUGUGAAAGCUCUCUGGAAAUCCCAGAAAUACAAAAACGUGGAGUCAAAGGUGAAGGCCAAGCUCCAGGAGAGCUCCCCACCUCCAAAUCCAGAGGCUCUGAAAUUCCUGAGGGCAUAUUCUCGCUGUGGCCCUGGGAUCAAGCCAUACAGACUGCUCUGCCCAGGGCCUGCCAGAAUGAAAGCAGGAGCAGACACAGUGGAUCCAGAGGCACUGGGCGUUGAAAUCAAGGUGGAGGGCAGGAGCAUUGACUUCAUUAAGCACAACGCCCGCAGUGCCAAGCGGGCCAUGCUGCGGCGGUCCCUGUCUGAGCAGGCGCUGGCUGAGCUGCUGCAACAGAAGCACCAGGAGCAGGAGGACUACAACACCAAGCAAAAGGGCCAUGUCCCCCAGUAUCUGCUGGAGAGGAAGGAGCUGUGGCGCAGAGAGAGGGAGGAGCGACUGCGAAACCUGCCAGAUCCCAACAUGCCACCUGGUCAUACCAUGAUGCCGGAGGACCAGCAGCUGGAGACCCUCAGGAGUCUGAAGCAGAACCAGGAGCAGCUGGUAAAGGACCUGGUGAUGCUGCCAGUAAGGGCAGACACCCUCAGUGUCCAGAAGAGGCGGGUGGAGCUGGAGAGGAAGCUCUCCCAGAUAGAAGAGGCCAUCAAAAUUUUCUCGAGGCCCAAGGUCUUCAUCAAGCUGGACUCUUGA